Molecule: messenger RNA, 1103 nt
Organism: Pseudophryne corroboree (corroboree frog)
Lineage: Eukaryota; Metazoa; Chordata; Amphibia; Anura; Myobatrachidae
Gene: EDARADD
Product: EDAR associated via death domain
Exons: 6
Coding region: 60-692 (210 amino acids)
Biological process (GO): signal transduction
Molecular function (GO): protein binding
Source: RefSeq, a predicted model, not a curated record
ACAUAACUCAGCCUGUUGUUAGAGACACACAUUAAGGAAUCCUGGGACAAUACAAGCACAUGGCUUCUGAGGAGCCUCACUCUGACACAGAUCAUGAGGCCAAAGAACCAGUUGAGGAUACUGAGCCCAGCACAUUGCUGUUUGAAACAACUGACAAGUAUCCUGUGCAAGACACAGCACUUCCUAAAGAGGACACUUGCUUGACAGAUCAUACGCCAGUGGAAAGUCCAGCUGAUCCUGUGGCAGUCCCCAGAUCAGACUCCGGUAGAAUAAAGCAGCCAGAAGAAAAUGACUGUCCUGUAUCUACUAUAAAUGCUCUAUCAGAUUUAACUAAUUCUUAUAAAGAAAGCAGUGAGACGAACAACUGUCCCCCGACGAUCAGCGAUUUGCUGGAUGAUGAGGAUCUGCUGUAUACCCUGAAGAUAAAAUUAGACCCCUGCCACCCUACUGUGAAAAACUGGAGAAACUUUGCCAGCAAAUGGGGUAUGAGUUACGAUGAAUUGUGUUUCCUGGAGCAGAAACAACAAAGUCCCACCAUUGGGUUCUUGCUACGGAACAGUGAGAGGACUGUGGAGCAGCUGAUUGACCUGUGCAAGCUCUAUAAGAGGGUCGAUGUCCAGAAAGUUUUGUUGAAAUGGGUCAAUGUGGAUUGGCCAAUGAGAGUACAUAAAAUGUACAGGAACAGUGUGUGACUUGGAAUAUGUGUGGACUUAUGAUUAUUUUUAAAAAAUAUAUAUUUUUUUAUUUUCUUUUUUUUUCCAGCAUUGCAGAAUAUGUCUAAAUAAUUUACUUUACAGUGUCCUUGCCUGUGCAGAAUAUUCCUCACAUUUCACAGCAGGAUAUAUAAAUAGGCAUCUGAAGAACAAGACUGGCGGCCCUGCUUGACUACAAACUCAACCCUUGCCCAAGAACAAACAGGCAAUUUUGAAGAGCACUUAAAUCUGAUUGUAAUAUGUUCUAAUGUUGUACAAUUUAUUUUUCUAUGGGCUAGUGUAGUGUGCAUUUUUUCGUUAUAAGUCCUCACUAUAGUCUUAUAAUAAGCCUCUAUAAUAUAUUAUAAACAAGAUCCGAUCAUAAACAAUUACUACAUUUAAAUAGCAAAU